This is a messenger RNA of Hymenoscyphus albidus, 1057 nucleotides long. The record is from the annotation of a GenBank genome assembly. NCBI's taxonomy places the organism in Eukaryota, Fungi, Ascomycota, Leotiomycetes, Helotiales, Helotiaceae.
CACCUCAACAUCCCCAGCAUUCAGAUUUACCAAGCCUCUCUUCGACAAACGCUUCACAAAUUUUACACAUCUAUUUGCACAACAAUCCUUACUAUUGCUAUAUCCAUAGCCGAAAAUUCGAAAUGCCUUCCACGAGAUCCAGUCAACCGGCCAGCGAUGCCCUUUCCAGAACGUCAACAAUGGCACCUCGCGUCGGCUUGACCACCAGAGUCUCCACCGCGUUAUCUAAAGCUAGCGAGGAGAAAUUACGUAGCAUACUGUUCGAUAUGUGCGAGCAGGUUCCGGGCGCAGAUGAUUUUGUUCGCCAGAGAUGUGUUCAGAAACCGAUGGCGCGGGCACCGGAGGAUAAAGCUGCGGCUACACCAAAGACGUUAUCGCAAGGCAAUCUUUCGAAGUUGCAACAACAUUUGGGGAACUCGAGUCCUUUGGCGAAAGACCCGGAUACUCUUGCCGUAACAAAUGAUACACCAAAGCGGAAGAUCGACGUUGGUGGAGAGUUUGAAAGAUCGGAGCCUAAGCGCAGAGCUGUGAGGCAAUCGAUACUUGCUUCGAAGGGAAACAGGAGAAAGAUCACCAACGGGGAGGUAUGCCAGAAUUGCGGAGGAGAUCCCUAUAGUAGUGAGGGAUGCUGCAAACAGAGAAGCAUGGAUGGAUAUAAGUGAGUUUUGAUCCAUGUUGCUAGAACUGUCAUUAAUAAUUAUUUAGAAUCGAGCAAGCUGAAAACUUUCUUAGUCGUCCUAAGAAAGCCCGUUUUGCAGCGACGGUUCAACGGAUGUGUGAGAAUUGCUUGGGGGUAUUUUCAGAUGACGACGACGGAUGUUGCAAAAACAGAUACUAAUAAUUUAUACGACCUAAUUACGAGAGGAAUGCGACGUAGGUCGGCCGUAUCAAAUUAUGACUUCUCAUCUGACGAAAUUUAGGACAACCAAAUACCCAGACUUAUUACUUAUAUUGAUGCUACAUUGUUCAUAAUUAUUAUACCUUUGUUUCUUCAGCACAGUUGCUUUUCAUUGAGUAGUACGAUUUCCUACUUCAUCGCUUCUAGCUUUGUGUUUCA